Molecule: messenger RNA, 1170 nt
Organism: Alternaria viburni
Lineage: Eukaryota; Fungi; Ascomycota; Dothideomycetes; Pleosporales; Pleosporaceae
Exons: 2
Coding region: 1-1170 (389 amino acids)
Source: RefSeq, a predicted model, not a curated record
AUGGCCCCAGCCAGCAGCAAGAACCACCCCCCUUGGGCGACGACUGAGCAGACCUCUGCGCUGAGAGCCCACGUCGUCCUUCAGCGGCACAAAAUGGUGGUACCUCCAAAGAUCCUACCAGACGACGUUGAACGCGCCAUUCAGAUCCUGGAUCAGCACGACCCGUCGACAGCGAAAGCGGAUGCUAAAGACCUCGAGCCAAUUGAUUACGCCAAAUACGCGAUCAACGACCACUUGCGGCCAAUGGCUCUCGCAGCUGGCAUGCACAACCUCCAUCAAGAAGGAAUAAAGAAGGACUGGGAUUUACAAAACGUCCCGCUUAUAGCGGCUCUGCUACCGCGCUCGGACAAGGCCACUAAACCCGCCAUCCCUAAGAGGGUUGUUCCAACGCAGAAGAAGGCCGAAACGGAGCCAGCGGAGUCGAAGAAGCGCAAGGCUGUGCCGACCAAAGUCACAGCAUCCAAGAAGCCCCGGAACAAUGCCAACGAUCCUCCAGAGGACCCCGACGUCGCAACGAAGGACCGAAGCGAAUCAGAUGGCGGCGAUUCCCUCCCACAAACUGCUAUCGAGGGCAGCACAUCAACUCGAACACCGGCUCAGGCGCGAACGCGUCUACGCAAGCCUCGAAACGGUCAGUCACUUGCCGCCAAGACGUACCUCGAAGCAGACAGGGGCAUGGCUGCACUGUCGCUGAGGGAGUUUGGGGAAGACAAAGGCAAUAGUACGGACGAUGCAUUGACCCACAAGCGCGAAGAAGACGACAAGAGGCUCGAGGCUGAGGUUGAAGAGGUGCAAGUGCCAGCUCCAAGGCGACAUGGCACUAGAAGCCAAGCGGGUGGGCGCGGCAACGGCAAAAAGAACACUACUACUACUACUGCUGCGGCUAUUCCAGCCCGAAAGAGGAGGACUGCCGAACAGGUCGCGGAGGACAAACGCCUCGAGGAAAAAGAGGAGGAGCAAAAGUUGCACAAUGCACGGCGGCUUGGUGGCUACUCCGACCCUGAACUCGCCGAGACCUUUCGCGUCAUGCAUAAGACGGUUCUGGUCCCGAUGCAUGGCCAGAUGCAGGAAGGGGUUGAGCCAGUGCCGACUGAUCAGCUAGGCAUGCGGGAGUUAAGGGAGAGGCUCGUUGAUGAGGCCAGGAAGGAAGGACGCGUAGUGGAGAUGUAG